Molecule: messenger RNA, 9850 nt
Organism: Diorhabda sublineata
Lineage: Eukaryota; Metazoa; Arthropoda; Insecta; Coleoptera; Chrysomelidae
Product: neurogenic protein mastermind-like
Exons: 12
Coding region: 171-3194 (1007 amino acids)
Biological process (GO): Notch signaling pathway; positive regulation of transcription by RNA polymerase II
Cellular component (GO): nuclear speck
Molecular function (GO): transcription coactivator activity
Source: RefSeq, a predicted model, not a curated record
UUGGCAGCAACACGCUGGAUCGAGGGAUACCUGGUCCAGGGGGUUGCUUAGACGGCGGUGGGAAUAUUCCUACAGGCCCCCCCGUCGUCCCCCAGCCCCCAGGACUGUCUGGCCUUCAUAAUAGUGAAGUUACACCUAAACAGGCCAUAGUAGAAAGAUUACGUCGUCGUAUGGAGGGGUACCGAAGAAGACAAAGUGACUGCAUGCCGCGUUUUGACCAAUCUUUUAGCGGCCUCUGCGAACAAAAUUUGCAGGAUACUCUGCAGCUGAAGCAACGCUACCUCGAUGCCAAAGCAAAAAGAGUACCUAAGACGAAAGCUGAAAAGAAGCAUCAAGAUUCCUCGAUACAAAGUAGUGUACACGUGCAGCAAAAGUUUUUGAAACGUUCCUCCGACGAAUUAGAUCCCGGCGGCGGCGGACCAAGCGAAAAUUUCGAACCUCCAGUGAAACUUCAGUGUUCCAAUGAAGGUCUCACCAAAUUUUCCGUUGAGAUCGUUCAACAAUUGGAAUUUACGACGUCUGCCGCCAAUUCCCAACCCCAACAGAUAUCGACGAACGUCACUGUAAAAACACACGCGAACGCUUCCGUAAAAAGUGAUGUAUCUUCUCCAAAAUCAAAUCCAGAUCUUCAAAAAUCAACGUCGACCUCGAAUAUAGGCCUCGAUGUAGGUACCUUAGUCGAAUGUGUGAAACAAGAACCUGACAACGAUUUCGCCGAUCUCGAUCAAUGCGCGGCGGCUUUGGAAAAAGACGCCGCCGCUAACGGCGGCGCUGGUUUCGGGGGAUUCCCCGAUCUCAUCGGCGAUGAUACUAACGACGAUAUAAUAUCAUCGGCAACCUUCAACGAACUUAUCACCGAUAUCUCGAAUUACCCCGAUUACGAAUUAAUGAAACACUUCGAUUUCGAAGAUAACAAAUUAGAUACUAAAACCGAAGAUAUUAAGAACAUUCCGAUUUCUCAGGAUUCCAAAACGACGUCGAGUCCGUUGUUGCAACAAAAUAAUCCCCGCAUUCCCUCCUACUCCAAUAUGGACUUUGUUAAAACGGAGUUGAGUCCGGCGGCGCAAACUCUAAAACAAAUGGCCGAACAACACCAACAUAAAAAUCAAAUGGGGUUAUCGUUUACCGCGGCCAGAUCGCCUUACGGUGAAUUUCAAUUCCAAGGGAGCGAUUACGGAAGUCCAAAUUCUAUCCAUAAAAAUAGUCCCACGUUCCCGCAACCUGAUAUGAUCAAACAGGAAAUGAUUUUCCAACAGGGCAACGAAUUUGACAUGAAACGUAAAAAUCCAGGCAUCUAUAAACAACAAUAUUCUCCUUACAGUAGCCCUAGUGCUAGUAAUCACGGUAGUCCCGGUUAUUUACCUCGAGGUAACACAGGUACCAAUGCCAAUACCGGCGCUUUCGGUGGCGGUACGCCACCUAGACCUCCCUCAGGUCCGGGAAAUAACAAUAAUAACAACCCCGGAUCGACAAACGUUCAAAUUAAUCAAGCCCAACAAAUGAACAUUAGUCAGCAAAGCCAUGGUCAUACCAUACAGGUAUCAGCCGGUCAACAUGUACAUCUUUCUGGUGAUAUUAAAGGCACCGUUAAUAUAGCCGCCCAACAAGGUAUGCAUUUUACUCAGCAAUCGGGUCAAAAUAAUUCCAAUCAGUCCCAACCGAAUACCAGUAGUGCCAAUCAACAAAGUCCAAUGUCUACGCCGCAACACCAGAACUCACCUAUGUCCAACGGUGUCAAUUCUCAUAGUCCAAUGAGUCACAAUAAUCAAAUGCCUGGAAAUAAUAUGCAAAUGUCUGGUAAUCAAAUGGGACCAAAUAUGCAAGGACCAAAUGGUAUGAAUCAACAAGGAAAUAUGACCGGAAAUGAUAUGAGUAAUAAUAUGACAGGUCCAGGUAACAUGGGUAUGCCCAACAGCAAUAUCGGACCAGGAACUGGUAUGAGCGGAAUGGGUUCCAAUAUGAGCAGCUCGAGCGGUAUGCCUGGACAAAUGGGAGGCAUGCAACAUCCUUCUAUACAUUCUGUAGGCGGAAUGGGAAGCCACACGGAUUCCUAUUCCAUGUCGCAGACACAGACCAUCAAUUUCACUCAACAAAGUUUGAGGAGGGCUGGAAAUCAAGGUGUACCCAAUUCGAUGGGACAAAAUAAUUCGAUGGGACCUUCUUCAAUGUCCGGAUCGUCCGGUCCCAACGUGAACAAUCAACCCGGUACCGGAAUGGGUCCUCGUUUAAUGACUUCGCAAUCGUUAGAACAACAAAAGUUAUUACACCAACAACAAAUGUUGAGGGCGCAACAACAGCAAGCGGCAAUGCAACAACACAUGGUGCGACCGCCGCCGCCCGAUUACAAAACCACCGCUGGAAUAAUGCAAGGAAUGCAAUCUAGAUACGCUACGCCCGUACCGCCGCCGAAUAUGAGAAGAAUGCCCAUGCAACCUAUGCCUCCGUCAGGACCGAUGAUGCGUUCAAAUAUGUAUAUGAUGCAACAGCAACAGCAACAAAUUCCACCCCAACAGUUACCCCAAAGGGGAGCUAUAUAUACCAGGCAACAGGGACCAUUAGCUGGAAUGGAAUCAAUGCAGCACAAUACGGAAUGGAGGCAUCUGCUGAUGUCCCAACAGCAAAAUUCCAGCUAUACUUCUAUGAGACCCCAAUUCCAACAAGGUUUUAACAUGAAUUCGAAUAACAUGCAACAAAUGUCGGCGUUGCAACACCAACAACAGCUCAGAAAUCAACAAGCGAUGGUUACCGGCGGAGGACCUGUGUCAAAUCAACAAGGACUUGUUCCCGGAAUGGGUCAAGGUCAAAUUAUAGGCCAAAAUAACAACCCCAUGGCCCAAAUGAACAACAUGAAUCAAGCCAUGUUACACAUGCAACAGCAGCAGUCCAUGAUGCAACAACAAAAUCAACACAUGUCAAUGUCGAACAUCCACAUGCAACAAUCCCAAUCGAUCUCAGUAUCUAAUCAAUCUUUACAAUCUCAACAACAGCCGAACAUGUCACUUGGCAAUCAAAUGAACAACGUCGUACCGUCAUCGAAUAUAACCCAAAAUUCCAUCAGUUCGGCAUUUAAUCCACAAGCAGAUUUCAAUUUUGAAUUUUUGGAUAAUUUGGCAACGUCGGACGGUACGACGUUCACCGACCAGGAACUGUUGAGUUCAUUCGACAGCGAUCCAGGCUUUAAUUUAGAUUUUUAAAUAUUUCUUUAGGUUAGAACCAUUUUCUAUAUUUAUUUAUAAAACGUGACAAACCAUACAGUUAUAUACAUAUUUAUAUUAGGUACAUCUAAAUUGGUAAUUUUUAUUGUGGGAUACCAUAAUUUAAUUUAAAUAAUUUUACAUACUGUCAAUAUUUAAAAAUUUCCUUCAUUAGGAUAAAACCUUCAUAACUAGUGAUUUCCAAUCAUACUUUCACUAUUCAAAAAUAAUGAAUUAGUUCUCCAAUGAAAGGAAAGUCAAAGAUGACAGACCCAAAUGGAAAUUUACUCGGUUUGUUGCCUAAUAGACAGGAAACAAAACAAGAUAAAAACUAGGAUGGUUUUGGUCUUGCACAGAUAGUUCUACAAGAUAUGAGUACCAGUUGCUUCUACUAGAGUAACUAGACUGAUUCUGGUGUUGAAAAAAAGACCAGUUUUGUUUUUCACUAAAGAAAAGGAUCUUCUGGUACUAAUAUCUUGCUAUUUAUUCUUUCCACCCUAUUUCCUAUCUCUCCCUGAUAUCUCUUUUAUUCAUACCUUCUGUUUCAAUCAUUUCGAAGAUAAACAAGACCAAAACUGGGAUGGUUUUAGUCUUGCAUAAUUAGAUCUAGAAAAUAUGGGUAACAGGAACUUCUUCUGUAGUAACUAGACUGGUUCUGGUGUUGAAAAAAAUCAAGACCAAGGCUAGUUUUGUUUUUCACUAAAGAAAAUGAUCUUCUGAUACUGAUACCUUGCUAUUUAUUCUUCUAUCCUACUUCCUAUCUUUCGUUCAUAUCUCUUAUGUUUAUACUUUCUGUUUCGAUCAUUUCAAAUCUAAACAAGACCAAAACUGGGAUGGUUUUGGUUUUGCACUACUAGAUCUAGAAGAUAUAGGUACCAUAAGCUUGUUCUGUAGUAAGGAGACUUGUCUUGGUAUUGAAAAAAUUAAGACCAAGAGCAGUUUUGCUUAUUACUACAGAAGACGAUCUUCUGGUACUCCAAUGGAUGGGUUUGGAACUUGAUGAAACAAAUUUUGUCAUCACUGUGUAACAGUAUAACAAUUGGUCAUAAUUGUAAUAAUUUUUGAUUUGAUUUUGAUAGGAAUCAAAUCAAUUCUUUCCUGUCUUAAAUGUUGAACCUGGCAGAUGACGGGAACAGUCCUUAAAGAAUUAACAAAAAAAGAUUAAAUUUCCUCCUGUUUGCAAACAGUAUUUUCAAGGUUUUCGUUUACCUCGCCGCGAAAUUCAUUCAAACGGUAUGGAACGCAUCUCAAUUUAAUUUUUUUUUUCUUUUAAUUAAAAUGUAUUUUCAUUUGUGGUUUGUCCGUUUUAUAAAAUAAUUAUAAUUGAAUUGUUGAACGUUUUUUAUAUUAUAUAAAGAUAUAUAUAUAUUUUUGUACAUAAUUUAUAUUUAAAAGUGGUUUUUUUGUACUUUUGUUUAUUUUUUGAUUUUUUAAAUUCAAACUCUUACUCAAAAUUACUAUUUUAAUGUCCUUUUUAAUAUAUGAAAAAUAUAGUAAAUAUUUUAUCGCAAUAUCACAAUAACCAAUCGGCAAAAUUCAUGUUAGAAUUUUUCAAAAUAUCUUACUAAAUCCAAAAAAACUGAUAAAUUCACAUUUAAAAUAAGCAAUCUGCUUUAUGGUACAUAUUCUGGUAGUUCCUAUUUUCUGUAACAUCAAUUAUAAUUCGGUAUAAGAGGAUAUAUAUCUAGAGGUUACAUUGUACCACAACCUUAAGGUCUAUUUUGUAUUAUCAGCAUUCUGAUUAACUCCAGUAUCUGUAUCGGCUUCAUAGAGAUAUUACAGAUAGAGUAGGCAUGCUAUAGUCGCACAUACAAGUGGGGGCGUCUGGCCGAUAGAAAGAGAGAGAAUAAUUUAUGUAUUGCUAUCUCUGUCUAAUGACGCAUGCGCGUUGAUAAGAUUUGGUGUCAGAACAAUUCUUUAUUAAUAAAUUAGUACAACUUCAUAAAAAACCAGUACGUAUACUAAUAUUACUUCCGGCUUUUCAAUAAAAUCUUUCUAAUUGCGUAUGAUACAUUCGAUUGUAUUAUAUCUCAAAUCGUAAGUCAUGCACAUCAGCUGUUUUUUGCUACUCAACAAAAUUUAAUACAUUCAACUUCUCAAAAAGCUUGUGUUUACUUAAAACUAUAAGUUCCUUCAUAAAAUAUUUGUCAGCAAUAAAUAACAGACGACUAUGCAUUUUUUACGCUCAUUAUUAAAUUAUUUCGCACGCUAUCUUAAUAAUGAGAUUUACAAGAGUGGAUUUAUUUUAUCUAUAUCGAGAUCCAUAACAAAUAUCUGGAACAAUGCUUACCUUUUCAUAGUGGUAUCAGAUAAAUUUGCUUGAGAUUUUUCGCAAAUGACUUUCAAAUCACUGGCUCCGUUAAGUGUAUACAAUCUUUUGCUGGGAGAAAUAUAUGUGAAAUUGCAAAGUGGCAAUUUCCUCAAAAAAUAAGUGUAAAAUAAAUAAAUGUAUCUAAAUACGAUAACAAUAUAAUUAUGAACAUAGAAUUAACCUUUUGAGAUUUGUACGAUUAUCACUGUGUAUUACUAAACACAGUUUGCUGUGUGAUUUGCUCUUGCAACAUUUGAGUUGAAAGAAUUAUUUCUUGAAAUGUUGUCGCAAUAGCUUUUUGACAAAUUACUGCUCGUACCCAACUCUACAGCUACGGAAGUUUGUUGUAUCCAAAUCCACAGUUACAGAUGACUUUGAUAUAAAAUAACUGACAGGUUUACAAAAAUCUUGCUUAUUUUCACCAAAUGCUUUACUAGUAUUUGCAGGCAAAUCAUUGUUGAUAAAGGAUAGCAAAUUAACUACGGUAUUUACAGAAACAUUACUGACACAUGACUGUUUUUGCAAAUUCAGUUGUGUUUCAUCUUUUGUGACUUUGUAUCUAACAGUUUGAACAUUAUCUGUUGAUACAAAUCUGCAAGCGACCGCAGUAAAGAUCUCUUAAUUUUACUUCCAUCAGGGUCUUCAUAGGCACUCGUAUCAAAAUGAUAACUGCAAAGUUUUGUAUACUUGGUUAUAGAACUUAGUCCAGCAAAAGGCGUCCAUUCCUGUCUUAAACCAUGAUCAUCUGGAAAUCUACAAUAGACAAAACAUAUUUUAAUGAUAAAACAUUAUAUAGAUAGUAUUCAUUUUUAUAACGCUUCUUUUUUAAUAUUGUGAAUACAAUCAAAACAACGUUUUUGCUAACUACUUCUUGAAUUACUUAUACGGACUUACUUAUGAAAACUGCAACUUUUAUCUCCAGGUAUAGGCUCUUUUUUGCAGAGAACACAUUAGUAAGGUAUAUUCGAAAACAAAUGCUUAAUAAUCUUUAUCACAUUAUUUAUAUUAGGCAAAUAUAAUAUUUAUUUACAGACGUACAGGUUACGUUCGCACUUUACCGUUACCCGUUGAAUCAGAGACACGCAUGCGCAGUACGCAACAAAAGAAAGAGAUAGAAAUACAUAAAUGACUCUCUUUCUCUUUUCAUUCGCAAGUCGGUCUCACUUGUAGGCAUGCCUACUCUAUUGGUAAUAUCUCUAUGAUCGGCUUCAAAGAGGAUAGAUCUUUAAUCCUAUAAGUGCUGUUAUCAAUAUCUACAACUUACUUUUCAAUGCCAAAGUUCUGAUGGACUCGAUUACCCAUACCUAUAUUGGCUUCAUUGAGGUUUAAUCUUCACUUCUAGAAGACUAGGUGAAUUGGUGUUUCAUUAAAGUGCACUAUACCCCUUAUCAAAGAUGUUUUGGAGUUUCAAAUUAUACUUUGUCUUCCAAUACCACAAUUGUAACGGUUAGAUCUUCACUCGUAUGAGACCUUGUAAACUAGACUAUUAUUAAAUUCCACUGUACCCCUAUCAGGGAGGUUCUGGACAUUUAUAUUACAUUUCGCCUUCCAAUACGACAGUUGUAAUGAACCCCAAUACCUCUACCACUUUCAGUGAGGUUCAAUUGCCGCUCCUACAAGACUAGGGGGACUGGUGCUUCAUUGAGGUUUACUGUGCCCCUAUCAUGGAGGUUUUGGACAUCUAAAGUACUUUUUUCCUUCCAAUACCACAUUUUUGUUGGACUCCAGUCUGAAUACUUCUUGAAAAAACUUAGAUCUUCAAUCUUAGAAGACUAGAUGAACUGGUGUCACAUUAAAGUCUACUGUGCCCCCUAUCAGACAUGUUUUGGACAUCUGCAGUAUUUUUUACUGUUUACGGAGCUUAGACCUUCGUUUCUACAAGACUAGGCGACCUGAGGUCUCAUUAAGGUCUACUGUGCCCCCUAUCAGAGAUGUAUUGGACAUCUAAAGUACUUUUUACACUUUGGGGAGCUUAGAUCUUAGUGUCUUCAAGGUUUACAGUGCCUCUUCAUCACAUCUGAUUCGACAUCUACAGCUUUCUAUUUGAUACUAGAGUUGCAUUGAACUUCAGGCUGACACAUUUUGCUUUCGUGCUUUACCAAAAUCUACUUUAGAACAGUAAUAUACUUUGGUACAGUGGAAAUUUGUGUCCUGUCUUCUGAGGUUUCACCUGGACCAUUUUGGGAAUCAUUGGUUGUAAAUUCUGGUCUGUAUGGAUCAAUUUAAGUAAACAUAAGGAAUUUUUACUACUUUUGAUUGGUUUGUUGUGAAUUUUGCUGAUUGGUUAUAAAAAUUAUGAAUCUCCAGAGUCUAGGAAUAACAAUCUCGAGACACCAAAAGAUUUAUGUUGUUAAGCACCAAAAUAAAGAAUUUUCUAGAUUGCUAAAUGGUUUUUUAGGUAAAAAUGUGUAGUUUCCGAAAAGAAAAUCAAAAUUCUGUUUAUACAAGAAAAUUUCACCUUGUUUGAUCUGUCACUUUGUACUGUGAAAACCUUUAUAUCCAUAAACGUGUAUUUUAGUUAAGAAUUAUUGUUUUAAAAUUAUAUUAAACAUUUAUUUAUAAUAUUUUAUGUUUUUUAUAUUUUUAUUGUUUUAUUUCUUUAUCAAUAGUUGAAAUUUCUUGUGUAAAUUUUACAUUACCAUACCGGAUUAAAAAAUAUAAGCAAGACUGACUCUUAACUCAUCAAUCUAGUAAAUUUUUUAAUUUUUUUAUAUCGAUAUAUUCGAAAUUUGGACUGCAUUAAUUAUUUUAUAUCAAUACAUUUUUUGGUAAUUUAUUUUAAAAAAUUUUUUAAUCGGUAGAAAAAAUGUAGGUUAUGAGUUGAACUUUGUUUUGGUGUUAAUUCGUUUAUUUUGAAUCGAUAAUAUUCAAAAAACUUGUUUUACUAUUCUUGUUCUUAUAUCAAAAUCGAUAUAGUUGAGAUUUAAAAACAAAAAAAUUGUACUUAUGUACAUCAUAUCUCAAAUUUCUCUUUUUUUAGAAAAAAUUUCAAUACCCUUUUUGUGCUCUAUAUACUUCUUGUUGAUUUUUUUAUCACUUAUACUAUUUCUACUAUCGAUCAAUUUACACCAGUUUUUAAUAUUUUUUUAAUUUGUUACAAUUAAAUUGUCUUAUUUCUCUAUAUAUCCCUUCCCAAUAAUCUUUCUUUCAUUUUUUAGUGGCUAAAACAAGCAUAUAUCUACUAUUAAUGGAUCUCCAUCAGCUCCCUAGAUUUGUUAGUAUAUCUUCUUUUGCUUCUUACCACUUAUUCGAGCUCUGAAAUUCGAAAGUUGGAAAAUUUAAAUCUUUUAAUUAAAUCUGCAAUAAAUUUGGAAGUAGAAUUGUUUGAUCUAUGGAUUAUACUGUAUUUUACCUUCAAAGUAUCUGACUUCUAUACUCAAGAAGAUUUUCAAAGAUAAAUUAGUUUUCCAAGCUCUGAUUUCUCUUUCUUAUUGGUAAUUCUGGAUACUUACAUGACUAAAACAGUUCCACCUUUACUAUCGACGAGUCUCUUACUUUCAAAGUCUCUCAAAAUUUUGGAAAUAAGACAAAUAUAGAAAAAAAUUGUGAAUAAAAGUUAUAAAUAAUCAUGAAUGGUACAGUUCAGAUCUAAAUCUUCAGCAAAAGUAAAGUUGUUCUAGCUGUGCCCCCACUAUUUCUUUCCAAUCCAGUUUCUCUAUUUUUUUCAAAGUCUUUUAACCCUUAGAAAAAUUUUGUUAUAAAAAAACCUUCUUUCAUUCAUCUUAUUGAUAUUGUGGUCCAAAUUUUUUGGAAAUAUUUUUUUGAAAAUUCGGGAAUCAAUUUGUAGUUAAUAAUAAUAAUAAAAAAUUGUAAAUAUACAUUUAUUAAGUACGAGCAAUGUUGAAAUGGGUUCAAUAGGUACACCAUGUGCAUAUUCUAAUAUAUGGAUAUAACGUAGGGAAUAUUAUAGAAAAAAAUUUUUGAUGAAGUUGUAGAUUUUAGAAAAUUUAAAACAUUUCAAUAUAUAUCACAAUUAUGUAAAGUAGAUCGUUAUAUAUCUAUUAGAAUUUUAAUUUCACUUACAAAUAUCACUUUUUGGAUGAUUAAAAUUAUUGUAUUGUACAUGUAUUUAAUUUUUUCUACUCAUAUCGAUCAUUUUUCUAAUUGUUAUCAUGAUUUUCUAAAAGUUUCUUAUCUUUUUCCAUUGCCUGUUAAUUUUUUUUUAAUUUAUCUGAUUUUCGCAGGGUUAUUUGCAAUCAUUUAAAUUUUUUUCAAACUAAAAGUGAUAUUUUUAAUUAGUAAAAAAAAUUGUAUCGAUUUGAGAGCAAAAAUGUUUCUACUCAAAUUUAUAUAAAAUUUUAAAUGAGAAAAAUGCAUUAAAUUAAAAAAAAUCAUCGUAAAGUCA